AUGGGCCACCAAGAUGGAAUUGAGGCCACCGUCGUCUUAGAUGGCGAGGACAGCCAGACGACGUUGACUCUGCUGGCUGCUGUGAGAAAGUUUCCGCGGAUUGUCGCGUACAUCUUCGCUGUGUGUCCUGCGAUUCUGUUGUUCGGGUUCGACAUGGUUAUUGUUAGCACGCUGACUGCCAUGCCGGGGUUCCAAGAAGACUACGGCGUGAAAUACGGCGACAAAUACAUUCUACCCUCGUCGUGGCUAGGCGUGUGGACAGCGGCGCCCAGCAUCGGCAACGUCCUCGGCGCGGGCGUCGCAGGUUGGGUAUACGACAAUUGGGGACGGCGAUUCUCGCUGCAUCUAGGCUCGUUCGAGUCCGCGCUGGGCAUCGCCGCUUGCUUCUGCUCGGCCUUUUCACCCGACCCCGACACAAGGCGCGGGAUCUUCCUGCUCGGAAAAUUGAUCGAGGGCGUUGCGGCGGGGCAGGUGAUCUGCACGGCGCAGACGUAUUCGUCGGAGAUCGCCCCGCUCAGUCUGCGGGGUUCGACACAGGCGCUGAUUCCUGUUAUGACAAUGUUGGGUCAGUUGAUCGGGGGUCUUGUGGUUUUUGGGUGUUUGUCGGUACCCGGACGAUGGGGGUAUCUGAUUGCGCUGGCGUCGCAGUGGGCGCUGUCGCUGCUGCUGGUCAUCACCGCGGUGUUCAUCCCCGAGAGUCCGCCGUACUUGCUGCGCAAGGGGAAAAUCGACGCCGCGCGCCGGUCGCAGCGACGACUGCAUGAGAAGAGCGUGGAUACUGACGCGCAGGUCGACAAACUCUUGCUGCUGCUGGAGCAGGAGCGGCAGAACAGCCACGCGACGGCUGGAUCAAGCAUCACCUUCGCCGAUUGCUUCAAAGGCACUGAUUUGCGACGUACGGUCAUCGUCAUGAUCGCGCACCUCAUGCCGCAGUUUUUCGGGCUGGGGCUGAUGUCCAACGCGAGCUACUUCGCCCAGACGAUUGGUAUGAAGCCGAAUCUCAGCGUGCUGAUCCUGAUGGCGGGGAUUGCGGUCGGGUUGAUUGCCAAUAUCAUCUCUGUUUGGACCAUGUCCGUGGCGCGACGUCGACCGCUCAUGCUGGUCACUCUGGGGAUCUGUUUUGUGCUGUGGACGCUGAUUGGGAUCUCGGGGUGGUUCCCAACCUUGAGCUCGACGAUUUGGGUCACUGCAGCCUGCAUGAUCUGCAUCAUCUUCGUCGCCGGCAACGGCAUCUGGCCAGCCUCAGUCCUCGCCGCAGGGGAGACGUCCUCCCUGCGACUGCGGGGUCCGACGCAGGCACUGGGCUGGAUCAUACACAGCAUUACGGCGUGUGUGUUUGCCGUCAUCCUCCCGUACAUCUACAACACCGAUGAGGGCAAUAUCGGCGUCAAGACGGGGUUUGUGUAUACCGCGUUGUGUUUGAUCAGCUUGGCACUCGUCUGGCUGUACAUUCCCGAGAUGCGUGGACGGUCUGCGGCAGAGUUGGAUAUGAUGUUCGCGCUAAGACUGCCUACAAGGGCGUUCCGGCAUUGGACGCCGGAACAGGGGAAAGUGGGUGCUUAG
Messenger RNA from Aspergillus campestris IBT 28561, 1563 nucleotides. RefSeq names its product maltose permease. NCBI's taxonomy places the organism in Eukaryota, Fungi, Ascomycota, Eurotiomycetes, Eurotiales, Aspergillaceae. The record is from RefSeq and is a predicted model, not a curated record. Bases 1 to 1563 code for a protein of 520 amino acids. Gene Ontology annotation, biological process: carbohydrate transport; transmembrane transport. Gene Ontology annotation, molecular function: carbohydrate:proton symporter activity. Gene Ontology annotation, cellular component: membrane. The transcript has 3 exons.